Molecule: messenger RNA, 504 nt
Organism: Malurus melanocephalus (red-backed fairy wren)
Lineage: Eukaryota; Metazoa; Chordata; Aves; Passeriformes; Maluridae
Product: IgGFc-binding protein-like
Exons: 2
Coding region: 51-482 (143 amino acids)
Source: RefSeq, a predicted model, not a curated record
GGGGUGGUAACACCUGUUGCUCCAGGUGCAGGUGUGACACAGAGCUGGGAAUGGUGGUGUGUGAGGAGUCGGGCUGUAAGCCGGGUGAGGUGUGCACAGUGGUGAAGGGAGUGCAGCGGUGCGUGGCCAACAGGCAGUCCAUCUGCAUGGCCACUGGUGAUCCCCACUACACCACCUUCGAYGGGCACCGCUACGACUUCAUGGGUACCUGCAUCUACCUGUUGGCUGGGCUGUGCUCCACUGACCCCACCCUCCUCCCCUUUGCUGUCACUGUGGAGAACAAUCAUCGUGGCAGCCACCUGGUCUCCUUCACUAAGGGGGUCACUGUGGGGGUGUACAACAUGACCCUCAGCCUCAGCCAGGAACAUCGCCAGAAGGUCAAGAUCAAUGGUGUCCUGUUGGACGUCCCUUUCACCCACAACCACCAGCUCCAGGUGUCCCUCCGUGGUGUYCACGGCAUUAUCACCACUGACACCGUGUAGUUCCAGCUGUUGGUGGAUGUCA